UAGCUGCGGAAGAGGCUUCAGUUUAUUGUGUAGCUGCUGUGGGCAGCGGAGCUGUAAUACGGCAGAGAGAGAAAGAGGAAAAUAAAGUCAUUUUAAGUAAUAGUGAGCCAAGUGAGACGUAAUUUCAGGCAAGGUUGUUGUAUCCACAAACGAAGAAUAAAUUCUCUUCCCUGCCUUUUUCUUACCGCCUGGUUUUCUUGCCCUCCCAAAUAUCUGAAGUAAAAUCGAUGUGACGGGCUGAUGUCCCGGUACUGUCGCUGUGUAACGUAAAGAAAACCGAGGAUCCGCAAAAUAAGACACCAGCAUAAGAAGAUAUACCUUUCUGCCUGGAUUUGACGCGUAUACAUAUAUUUUUUUAAAGGACGCAGACGUGUUACCAACUCCAAAAGUUCACCAGGCUUUCUUUGUAACCGACACAGGAUUGCGAGGGGCAGAGAUGCGGGUUUUAAUGUCUUGACAAGUGAUAUGUUUUUCUUCCGUUACUCGGAAUUUUCCCAGAGGAAAUUUCGAUUAGAGGAGAAAUGUCUUCAAGAAACCAGUUCCUGCUUGGUGCUGUAAGCAAAGGCAAAAUAAUCAAAUAUUAAAGGUUAGGAACCGACUCGACAGCGUCGUGCCUUGCUCCGAUACUUCAAUGGAUUUUUUUACGCGCACACCAUGCCAGUAUUGAACUGUCAAAACUCAAGGUUUUGCUUGAGAUUUCAAAAAAAACCUGUGUUUUUGAAGUAGUGGGAGACAAUCUGAAAGCACCGGGGUUUUAUUUAUCGCGAGUAUGAUAUUUUUGGAGUAGCAAGACGGCUAACUAGGUCAGAAAUGACGACCGUUGAUCUUCAAACCUGAUUUUUUGUGUGCGGGUAUUUUAUGUGCCCUCGGUACUCCGGAUACUUCCACUCACAAGUUUGCGAAACGAAAUGGCUGUAAAUCUGUUCCUGGACACAGAAAAUGAGGAAUCCGUACACCUCGACGUGCCUCCAGUAAGAGUAUUAUUACGAUCUUGAAAAGACGACCUUUCUUUCCACCAUUGCGCUUCGAGAGGAGUGCUCUGCAGUCAGUUUUUGCUGUGCAUUUUCGUUUUUGUUUUGUUUUUAACCAGAAACAAAUGAAAUCCGAUUUGAUGGGACUUCUGUCACAGGUGGUGCGGUGCGACAAGACGCCGGACAAAUUUAAAAAACAUGACAAACGCGGAAAAUGUGAUGUGGUUGACGGAGGAGCGUAACAUCUGAUAAACAAAAAACCACAACAACUGGACGCUUAAAAGAAGAGCUCCGAGGCAAAUAUAUUAACUUGAAUUCCUUGAAGGAGGGUGAGAAAUGGAGGCAGUUGGUGAUUUUGAGUACAGUAGGAAGGACCUUGUCGGACACGGAGCCUUUGCAGUGGUAUUCAAAGGCCGACAUAGGAAGAAGACGGACUGGGAGGUGGCUAUCAAGAGCAUUAACAAGAAGAACCUGUCCAAAUCUCAGAUCCUGCUGGGCAAGGAGAUCAAAAUACUCAAGGAACUUCAACAUGAAAACAUUGUGGCUCUCUACGAUGUCCAGGAAACACCGAACUCUGUCUUUCUGGUCAUGGAGUACUGCAAUGGAGGGGAUCUGGCAGACUAUUUGCAAGCGAAGGGCACUCUGAGGGAAGACACGCUCCGGGUGUUCCUGCAGCAGAUCGCUGCCGCCAUGCGUGUCCUGAACAGCAAGGGCAUCAUCCACCGGGACCUCAAGCCACAGAACAUCCUGCUGUCCUAUGUGGGGCGCAAGAAGUCCAGCCUCAAUGGGAUCCGGAUCAAAAUAGCUGACUUUGGUUUUGCCCGAUACCUGCAGAGCAACAUGAUGGCCGCCACACUGUGCGGGUCCCCCAUGUAUAUGGCUCCUGAAGUGAUCAUGUCUCAGAACUACGAUGCCAAAGCUGACCUGUGGAGCAUCGGGACUGUCAUUUAUCAGUGUCUGGUGGGGAAACCACCCUUUCAGGCAAACAGCCCCCAAGACCUCAGGCUUUUCUAUGAAAAGAACAAGACCCUGGUGCCUAACAUCCCCAGGGAGACCUCACCACACCUGGGCAACCUCCUGCUGGGCCUACUGCAGAGGAACCAGAAGGACCGCAUGGAUUUCGACACGUUUUUCAGCCAUCCUUUCCUGGACCCUUCAUCAACCAUUAAAAAAUCUUGCCCGGUGCCCGUGCCAAGCUGCCCCAGUUCCGUGUCCGACAGCUCCUGUGGCAGCUCCCCCUCCUGUCGCUUCGCCUCGCCACCUUCUCUGCCAGACAUGCAGACUCUGCCAGAGGAUGUGCUCUCCUCGCCACCGCUUGGCCCCCCCAACUACCUGCAGCUGUCCAAGGAGUCGGGGGGCAGCACCAGCAGCAAGAACUCCUCCUGCGACACCGACGACUUCGUCCUGGUUCCCCACAUCUCUGCGGAGCAGUCCUAUGACCUGCCAGUGGGAGCAUCAGGGAGGCGGCCGUCCAGUGAGUUCCUGCUGUGCGGAGGACAGCCGCAGCCCUCGUCCGGCCAGCCCCCCGCGGUGUCGCCCCGUGCCGAGACCACCCCCAUCCCGGUUCCCACCCAGGUUCGCAACUACCAGCGCAUCAACCAGAACCUGUCCAGCAGCCCCACGACCACGCUCUACGGCUCCCCCAGGUCGGGCACGGUGCGCAGGUCCAACACCAGCCCCAUGGGCUUCACCAAGGUGGGCUCAGGCUCACCGGCGGCUGCAGAUGUGCCUCAGACGGUGGGCAGGCGUCUGUCCACUGGCUCCUCGCGGCCAUACUCUCCCUCCCCGCUGGUGGGCACCAUCCCCGAGCAGCUGGGACACUGCUGCUGCGGGCACCCCCAGGGCCACGAGCCGCGCAGCCGGAGCUCGUCGGGAGGUUCCCCUGUGCCCCCCUCUCAGCUGCUGGGUGCCCGGCUGCAGAGUGCACCCACCCUGACCGACGUCUACCAGAACAAACAGAAGCUCCGCAAGCAGCUCUCAGACCCUGUGUACCCAUCAGCUGCAGCCUAUCCCAGCAGCCACUCUCCCCAGCUGAGCCGCCCUGGUAGUUUCGGCACCUCCCCCACCAAGCACCUUGGCUCCUCCCCCCGCUCUUCUGAUUGGUUACAGAAGACCCCGUUGCCCACCAUCAUUGGUUCACCUACCAAGACGAAUGCCCCUUUCAAGAUCCCCAAAACCCAGGCCUCAUGCAACCUGCUGGCCCUGGCUGCUCAGCAGGGCGUGGCGGACAGCUCGGCCCCCAGCAAGGCCCACGCUGACCUCCGCGACCUCUGCCCCUACCAGUGCUCUCCGUACCUGGGGGCCCGUCAGGCUGCCCCUGAGCACAGCAGGGCCGCCUUCGGCAGGUCUGUCAGCACAGGGAGGCUGUCGGAGCCUCCGGUCCGGAUCACGCUGGGGGGACAGCCCUGCCAGGGCAGCACUGACAGCCUCAAUGCCGAGAGACCCAUGGACACAGCUCCAGCUGGAGCCUGUGCAGGGCUCCCCACGACUGGCUCGAGCCCCCGCACGGUGCUCUUCACUGUGGGGUCACCCCCCAACAGCGCCACCCCCCCCACCUGCAGCCAGCAGGGCACCCGACUUCGCACCACCUCAGUGGGCUCCAACAGCUCCGCCGGCUCGCUCUGCUCCACCAGCGGCCGGAUCUACAUGGGCUCCCCCCCGGGCAUGGUGGUGGGCACUUCGCCGCCCGCGGCCGAGGCGGCGCCCAGCAGCCUGCGCUACGUCCCCUACGGCACGUCCCCCCCGAGCCUGGAGGGCUUCAUCACGUUCGAGGCCCCGGAGCUGCCCGAGGAGACGCUCAUGGAGCGGGAGCACACGGACACGCUGCUGCACCUGCGCAUGAUGCUGUCCUUCACGGACUGCGUGCUGGAGAUUGCCGCGGCGCGGGGGGCCGGGGGGGCCGAGCUGGGGGUGUCGGCCGCCUCCCUCUACCCCCCCCAGGACAGUGUGGUCGUGGACCAGAUCAGCCAGCUCAGCAAAGACUGGGGGCAGGUGGAGCAGUUGGUCCUGUACAUGAAAGCUGCGCAGCUCCUGGCCUCUUCCCUGCACCUGGCCAAGAACCAGAUCAAGUCCUCGAAGCUCAACCCCUCCACUGCUGUCAAACAGGUGGUGAAGAGCCUGAACGAGCGCUACAAGACCUGCAUCUCGCUGUGCCGCCGCUUCACUGACCGGCUCAACCACUUCUUCUCCGACAAGCAGCGCUUCGUGGACGAGAUCAGCAGCGUCACCGCGGAGAAGCUCAUCUACAGCCACGCGGUGGAGAUGGUGCAGUCGGCCGCCCUGGACGAGAUGUUCCAGCAGACGGAGGACAUCGCCUACCGCUACAACAGGGCUGCCCUGCUGCUGGAGGGGCUGUCCAAGAUCCUGCAGGACCCGGCCGACAUCGAGAACGUCAACAAGUACAAGGCCAGCGUGGAGCGCCGGAUCUCCGCUCUCUGCUGCUGCACGGUAGCUCUGUACGAACAGCCCUGAGGGACCACCCACCUUGCCUGACAGGGGACCACUUCACAUCUGGGCAGCGGCAACAGGGACAGCAUUGAGGAAAAGGAAUCCCAAGUUCUUUUGUAGCUGUUUCAGCACCUUUUAAGUUUGUUUUUAAAACUGAAGAGCAAAUAGUGUUAUUUCUUACUGCGAUAGGGCCUUACUGCCCAAGCAGGAGAGAUGAACAACCUGACUACCAAAGAAAUGGAAGAGGGGGAGAAGUCCUGGAGGCGAAAGAAACCCCUUUUCUAUGCUCCAGAAAGCAACUUCCACCAUUCAGGAACUUCAGGGGCAAAUUAGAGGACAAACAGAUCAAAAUUCAACAUGAUUUUAAAUCAUCCUGAUGAAGUUCACUCACAACGGAGGACUUUACAACGUUCAACGUUUUAUUACAUUUCUUAUUGUAACUGUUGCUAUUGUUCUUCUUAUUGCAAUUAUUUAUUUGUUCAGGGGAUUAAAUCAGCUGUUUUCAAGGGAUGGCAAGGAGGUCAACUUGCCUGUUUGACAUCCCUGGAUCUGAGAAAAUCGACACAAGUCUGAACUGUUACUCCUGAAGGAAAAAAAUAGAAAAUUACUGACUUGGGAGUAAGGUGUGCACACACAUGCUCACAAGGUGAGUGUGAUGAGUUGCAGGAGAGUAUGUAAAUUUGUAAUUAGUGUUUUUUUUUUUGUUACCAAGAUGCACUUUAUUAUCGAUGAAGAGGAGGAAAUCAGUGGACAGUUGUCCUUAGUUGGACAGAUUUGGUAUUCAGCUGGGUUUUGGGGGAGUAGCAGGGGUGGAACAACAAACCCCUGAGCAACAGCCUCACCGCACGCAACUGUACAACACACAGGCUGACUUGAAAAACUGUUGUGGCAUUUGUGGGACUUGAAAUAUUCCUUGAGUCGCCAAGAUCAAGGAUAAAUACCAGUCUUCCCGACUGGCAGUUACGCUGAAAUCCCUGAUUUGGGAAAAUGGGGAAUUAAAGAAACACAUUUUGAAAAUGAACUUUUUUUUUUUCUUCCUGAAGUGGUUUCAGUGCAGGUACAGUAAUUCUGGAGCGGGCUCAAGUCUUAUCCUGGAGAUCUUGCUCCCAAUUUGAAUCAAAAUAUUCAUAUUACUUGAGUACAGUAGUUGCUUUUUGUUUAAGAUGGAAGAUUUUUUUUUAAUGUUAAUACUGUAGUUUUUAAUCUUUUGUUUUUCAAAGCAAUUAAGUGUUUGCAACAUGUAAAUAUUUGAAUGUUGUGCAUGUGACUUUCCUGGAUGAGUGCGCGAGCUGUGUGAAUUUGGAGACCGUGAGUGUUGCUAUCGGAUGCGCUGUCUUUUUCGUGGAAGAGCACAAACAUUUCACAGAUGAAUGACUUUCACUGUUGCUGUUACUGCCAUGGUGUUACUUGAACGCAGCUGCAGGCUGUGAGGAGAGGGGGGAGCUGGGCGUUGGAUCCGGACCUUGACAAGGGCGAUUUCCGAAAUUCUUCCAAGGAGUAGGUCCGAUGAGGGGCGAUGUGCUUUCCAAACAAAGGAAUGUUUGAUUCUGAAACAAUAAGCAGAUGCUUGUGGCAGUAUUACCAUGACAGUACCCGGGAGGUAUGCACCAGGGCCUGUUCAGAAAUAAAUUCCUCUGUAAGGAAUGUACAGAUGGGCGUUAAAAGGCAGUUGCCUGGAGAACAGCUUUCUCUCCCCUGGAAGUGUGAAUGUUGCCUGGUGUUACACUGUAACACUGCAGCACAACUUACAGUAAUGGCAGGUUCUUCCCUUACUGUACUUUUUACAACGUCUCUGUUUCUGUAAUUGACCUGAUCUACAAACCAGCCCUUCCCCCAGCUUGAGAUCACCCCAAACCACAAAAGGCCUUGUCUAUAAAAUUAAUACAUUGUUAGAAACUCGCGUCCUCUGUACAGUUUUAGCACAAUCCCAUGCUUAUCAUAAUAUCAUUUGUAGUGUAGAUAACCUAGCCACACUUUAAGAUAUACUGAAUAAGGUACUGUAAGAUGGGCCAAGUGGCCUCCUCGUUUAUAACCGUCCUGGUCUCCCAGCUCACGCACACCGAGGCAUUAAACACCUGGAAGAUUUAGUGUAAAAGCAGGCAGUACCAAGCACGGCUUCCAUCCCUGAUGUGAUGAACAAACCACGUUUUCACACCUUGGUACUGUGUGCUCGAGACUUUUUAUUCCAUAGAGUUUCCCAAGCGGUCACUCUUGAAAGUGCAAAUGUUUUAAAUGAUUAUCCGUUUACACCCGAGGCAUUUCUUUGCUCUGUUGUGAACCUCAAAACUGCAGCCUUUGGCAAUUAAAAAGAAAGCCUGGAACCCUGCGUUUAAAAAUGUGUUUUUACUCUCUUCAAUCGGGGAGCCGGUUUGAAACUGCAAGCCCUCCUGGCGUGUCCUCUCGAACCCACUGGCCGACUUGUCGGUUCUGUCUGGAUGGUGUUUUUGAUUUGUCUUUCAAGCUCUCGGUGCUUUAUCCUUCCGGGCCUUAAGCAUUGCUCCACUGCUGCCUGCAUUUCCAAUUUCUGAUCGCCCGUGUAUCAAAAUCUACUUCAAUACGUUUAAAGGGACUUCCUGGCAUUUUCAAGGCACGAAGCACAGGAAAAAAGAAAACGGACCUCAAGACUGCAGAUAACGUGGCUGAAGGUCGCUAAUGGUUGCAUUGUGACUUGAUGCAAAAAUUAGCCUUGUUGGCUUUUAAUUUUUCGCCUUAAAGAAUUAAAAAGCCUUGAUGGGCUUAUACUCUUC
Molecule: messenger RNA, 7165 nt
Organism: Lepisosteus oculatus (spotted gar)
Lineage: Eukaryota; Metazoa; Chordata; Actinopteri; Semionotiformes; Lepisosteidae
Gene: ulk2
Product: unc-51 like autophagy activating kinase 2
Biological process (GO): peptidyl-serine phosphorylation; autophagy of mitochondrion; piecemeal microautophagy of the nucleus
Cellular component (GO): phagophore assembly site membrane; phagophore assembly site; cytosol
Molecular function (GO): ATP binding; protein serine/threonine kinase activity
Source: RefSeq, a predicted model, not a curated record